Molecule: messenger RNA, 1829 nt
Organism: Calidris pugnax (ruff)
Lineage: Eukaryota; Metazoa; Chordata; Aves; Charadriiformes; Scolopacidae
Gene: KCNK3
Product: potassium channel, two pore domain subfamily K, member 3
Biological process (GO): potassium ion transmembrane transport; stabilization of membrane potential
Cellular component (GO): membrane
Molecular function (GO): potassium ion leak channel activity; open rectifier potassium channel activity
Source: RefSeq, a predicted model, not a curated record
AUGGGGUGCGGGUGCCGGUACCGGGUGCAGGUGUUGGUCCCAGUGUCUGUCCUGGUGUCAGUCCCAGUCCCAUGUCAGCACCGGUACGGGGUGCGGGUGUGGGUCCCGACCCCAAUGCCAAAGCCUGUCACACCAACAGUGUCCCCAGAGCUGGGCCAGCCCAACAGCUCCUGUGGCCGGUUUCUACCCCCCUCCAAUGCUCACCCCGUGCAAGGGGGUGUGAAUGCACAUGGGGGUGUGCACAAGUGUGUGUGUGUGUGUGCAAGUGGGCGAGGGGACAGGUGCCAGUCCUGGUGUCAGUACCAGUAUGGGUCCUGGUGUCAGUACUGGUACGGGGUGCGGGUCCCGGUGCGGGUCCGGGUGCCGUGUCAGCACCGGUACGGGGUGCGGGUGUGGGUCCCGGUGUGGGUCCCGGUCCCAGUACCGGUACGGGAUGCGGGUGUGGGUCCUGGUGUCAGUACCGGUACGGGGUGCGGGUCCCAGUGUCAGUACCGGUACGGGGUGCGGGUCCCGGUGCGGGUCCGGGUGCUGUACCAGUAUGGGGUGUGGGUGCGGGUCCGGGUGCGGGUCCGGGUGCCGGGAUGGGCCUUGGAGAAGUGGGUUCCCUGCUGUCACCCCUUCUCCAGCCCCCUCCCCUUCAUUUUCAUUUGGAGACCCCAUUGUCCCCCCAGCCAUCCGUGGUCGCUCUUCGUGGCUGGGGGUGAGGAUGGCACUGGUCAGGGAAGAGGUUUGAGGCACUGCCCCCCCUGUCCCCCUCUUCAGACCACCAAAGCUGAUCCCCCUCUGUGGCUUUGCUCCCCAGGUUACGGCCAUGCAGCCCCCAGCACGGAUGGGGGGAAGGUCUUCUGCAUGGUCUACGCCCUGCUGGGGAUCCCCCUCACCCUCGUCAUGUUCCAGAGCCUGGGCGAGAGGAUCAACACCUUUGUCAAGUACCUCCUCCACCGCAUCAAGAAGUGCCUUGGCAUGAGGCGGGCGGAGGUCUCCAUGGCCAACAUGGUCACCAUCGGGUUCUUCUCCUGCAUCAGCACCCUCUGCAUCGGGGCGGCCGCCUUCUCCUACUACGAGCACUGGAGCUUCUUCCACGCCUACUACUACUGCUUCAUCACCCUCACCACCAUCGGCUUCGGGGACUACGUGGCCCUGCAGAAGGAUGAAGCCCUCCAGAACAAGCCGCAGUACGUGGCCUUCAGCUUCGUCUACAUCCUGACGGGGCUGACGGUCAUCGGGGCUUUCCUCAACCUGGUGGUGCUGCGGUUCAUGACCAUGAACGCCGGGCCGGUGGGGGCGGGGGGGACGGGGGGGACGGCGGCGGCGGCCGGCGGGGGCGGCUUUCGGAACGUCUACGCUGAGGUCCUCCACUUCCAGUCCAUGUGCUCGUGCCUGUGGUACAAGAGCCGGGAGAAGCUGCAGUACUCCAUCCCCAUGAUCAUCCCCAGGGACCUCUCCACCUCGGACACCUGCGUGGAGCAGAGCCACUCCUCGCCCGGCCGCUGCCCGGAGACCCCCUCCAACAGAUGCUUCUGCAACGCCCGGAGGUCGGCCAUCAGCUCCGUCUCCACCGGCCUCCACAGCCUCACGGCUUUUCAGGGGCUCAUGAAGCGCCGCAGCUCCGUGUAGCCCCCUCUCCAGCCCCCCUGGACCACCCCCCAUUCUUGGCCAAGAAGGACCCUUUUUCUUGGUCACCGCAGGAGGAUACCACUCCAUGGUCACUGCAGGAGGACACCACUCCAGGGUCUGGCCUUGGAGGGGGGACACGGUGGGCUGGGGACCCCCAUGGUGGGGGGGGACACACCAGGGGCUGUGGUCCUCUGCAGGGACUCGAGAGGGAC